Molecule: messenger RNA, 162 nt
Organism: Acaulospora morrowiae
Lineage: Eukaryota; Fungi; Glomeromycota; Glomeromycetes; Diversisporales; Acaulosporaceae
Source: the annotation of a GenBank genome assembly
AUGGACAUACGCACUUCGAUCAAUGGUUCGAAUCAGUUGGAGUUGGGCUUUUCGCAGAACAUGGAUGCUAUUAUAAGCAUUCUCGAGGAAAAACUUGUCGAAAAUAUCGACCCUACAUGGAAGGGAAUAAUCUUGCCACUAUUAGAACAUUACAAGAAAUGA